This is a messenger RNA of Thrips palmi, 1602 nucleotides long. RefSeq names its product transcription initiation factor TFIID subunit 7 (gene Taf7). Bases 155 to 1459 code for a protein of 434 amino acids. Gene Ontology annotation, cellular component: transcription factor TFIID complex. The record is from RefSeq and is a predicted model, not a curated record. The transcript has 9 exons. Gene Ontology annotation, molecular function: RNA polymerase II general transcription initiation factor activity. Gene Ontology annotation, biological process: transcription initiation at RNA polymerase II promoter; RNA polymerase II preinitiation complex assembly. NCBI's taxonomy places the organism in Eukaryota, Metazoa, Arthropoda, Insecta, Thysanoptera, Thripidae.
UCGUGUGUCGUGCUAAAACAAUUAUUUGCACCACAACACUAUAUGCAGAAAGCAACUGUUAUGAAUUUUUGUGUUGUUUCCUUGGCUUCCUCUUGGUUGCCUUUGGUGUGUUUUUCCUUUAUUUAAAUACUGAGGUCUCGCUUUCGUGUGGAAAAUGAGUCGACAUAGUGAUGCAAAAAGGGACGCAGAUCCCGCUGUGGAAUUGGAGAGUCAAUUUAUACUACGCCUGCCUCCGGAGCCAUCUAAAGUAUUACGAGAAGCAAUAAGAAGUGGUGCUUCUAAUUUGAAAGACCGUUUGUUCAUUAAAUUGGAAAAUGAUUUACGUUAUGGCGAAGUGAGGAUGGAUCACUGGCUUAUGAAUGCCAAGCUUGUAGAUCUGCCAACUAUAAUAGAGUCUAUGAAAACGAUUGAUGGGAAGAACUUCUACAAAACAGCUGACAUAUGUCAGAUGCUUAUCUGUAAAGAAGAAGACGACCAAACCACAACUGAUGAGGAGUCACCAGCAAAGAGAAAAAAGGAUCCUAACAAGGUUGACAAAAAAUUCUUAUGGCCUCAUGGAAUAACACCGCCACUUAAAAAUGUUCGCAAGAGACGAUUCCGUAAGACAUUAAAAAAGAAAUAUGUAGAGGCUCCAGAAAUAGAAAAAGAGGUGAAGCGAUUGUUACGGGUUGACAAUGAAGCUGUGAAAGUGACAUGGGAAGUUAUUAAUGAGGAAGAUGAUAAGCAAAAGCCAGGUUCCUCUAAGGAGGAUAGAAACAUGCGAGGUGGGGAUGCAUCACUGGAAGCAAGUACUCAGCACAGCGUGGAUGUUGCCGAGCAUGACAUAUUUGGAGAAGCUGUUAGUGAUUCUGAAGAAGAAGAAGAAACUAAUAUUAAUAUCAUGGAGAUGGAAGAUGAAAACAGUAGGUUGUCAGCUGAUGACAGCAUGCAUACCAUGGAUUCCACUUCCAUACAAGCUGCUCACAGCUCUGAUAAAGGUCAGCAGCCUCUCGUUACUCAAUUUAGUCAUGAAAUGUUCAGUGGACAAGAAGAAAGCAACCACAGUGUUGGUAUCAAGCACGAGCUUGAGAGAGAACAUGACAGUGAAAGAGACUUUGAAAGAUCAUUUGAUCAUGAUCAUGACCAGUCAGGACUCAUGAAGGAAGAAUCAACAAUGGGUUAUGAAGAUGAUGAUGACCAUGACAGACCAAGCAGUGCUGACCAGCAUAAAGACUCAAAGUUCAAUUUGGAUCUUGAAGGCAUGUCAAGUGAUUCAAAUAUGUUUGUUCAAAGGCGUAUGCGAAAGGAGCAGUUGGAAGCUGAACUACCUGAACUCAGAGCCCGAUGCCAACAACAAGAACUUGAGAUAUCCAACCUUGAAAACCAAGCCUUACGCCAAAGGUUCCAAGAAAAACUUGACAAUAUGCUGACAGAGUUGUUGCAAAAAGAGCAAGAGUACCAGGACCUGUGUCAAGAUUGACGGGAUAUUUAAGACAACUAUGCAAUAUGUGCAUCGGAACUUUUAGACCUUACGUGUUGUUAUUGAAUAAUGUACAAGCUUGAAAGCUUUUGUUUAUUUGUCUUUUGUUGGUACUAUUAAAUGUUUUUUGAUCAUUCUUUAAA